Myiozetetes cayanensis is the source of this 1711-nucleotide messenger RNA. It is a transcript of the gene XNDC1N, whose product is annotated as XRCC1 N-terminal domain containing 1, N-terminal like. The record is from RefSeq and is a predicted model, not a curated record. Lineage: Eukaryota; Metazoa; Chordata; Aves; Passeriformes; Tyrannidae. The coding region runs from base 294 to 1676 and encodes 460 amino acids. Gene Ontology annotation, cellular component: nucleus. Gene Ontology annotation, molecular function: damaged DNA binding. The transcript is spliced from 11 exons. Gene Ontology annotation, biological process: base-excision repair; single strand break repair.
CGUGCCUGCCGGGGCCUGCCUGCCCUUCAUAGGCCCCCGGGCUCGGUGUCCCCGGGCCGCUCCGCCGCCUCACUGCUCCGGGCCGCCCCGUAACGCUGCCCGCUCGGGGCCCUGCGCCGCCCGCACACUACGAGCCCCGUCAGGCCCCGCGGCCGGGCCAGGCAGGGGACGGCGAGGAGGCGGAGUCGGGGCCGUGCGGUUCGGGCGGGAGAUUCGGGCGGUGGCUUUGGGGCACUGGAGGGAUCUGAGGAGAAUCUGUGUCCUAGCAGGACAUCCACUCUAGAGGAUCCUGAAUGGCUCCAGUUAAAAUCAGCUACGUGGUGUCAUUCUCCUCCCAGAGUGAGCUGGAGCCGGAGGGGAAGGCAUUCAGGGAGGGAGCCAUGUGCCAUGCCAUGUCCCUGCUGUGCAUGCAGGACCCCAAGUACCCGGCGGAGAACCUGCUGAGUGAGGGCAGUGUCCGGCCCUGGCUGGGCUGCCCCCAGGACCGCAGCAGGUGGCUGAGUGUGGAGCUGCAGCUGGAAAGAGCCAGUCCCAUUGGCUAUGUGGACAUCGGGAACUGUGGCUGCGCCUUCCUGCAGAUCGAGGUGGGACGUUCCUCAUGGCCGCGUGACCAGCCCUAUGUCACCUUGGUGCCCACUGUCACGCUGAUGACACCAGAUGACUCGAAGCUGGGCCGGAAUCGCUGCGGGGUUCGGAUGUUUAAGGAAGCAGACUUCCCGGUGCCGGCGGUGGGGCAGCACUGGGACCGCCUGCGGCUCACCUGCAGCCAGCCCUUCAGUCCGUGCAGCCACUUCGGGCUCUCCUUCAUCCGCCUGCGCACACCACAAGAGCAUGAGCCUGGGCCCCCCCAGCCACCCCUGGGCCUGGAGGAUGCUGAGCCCUCAGACAGCCCCUGGUGCUCCAACCCUGACUUCCACCAGAUGUUUUUUCCCAAACCACACUUGAGGUCCAGUGCAGAGGAGCAGCUGAGGAGCCGCCUGUGGCAGCUGGAAGGGGGUGCUGGGAGCCCAGCCUACCUCAGCCGCUCGGCCCGGAUGGUGCUGUCAGCAGUGCGGAGUCGGGCACUGAGGCCAGGGGGUGACCCAGAGCUGCCAGCCAAGGACCUGGGCGGUCCCAUGGCGCCAGUAGGCUCUGCACUGAACAUACCCACAGCCCCCCCAAGCACCUGCAAGCAGCCAGACAAGCAACAUGCUCCCAGCCUUGCUGGCAGGGCUCCAGCUACUGCCUCAAGGCCACAAAUGGUCAGAAGAAGAGCCCAAACCCAUGGCUCCCAAGAGAGACAGGCCAGGAGGAGUGACACGGGACAGACCAGCAGUGACAGGGAGAUGGGUGUCUGUCCCAUCUGCUCAGGGUGCUUCCUCCUGGAUGUGCUCCCCACACAUGCCUCCCACUGCGGGGAAGAAGACCACACUGCAGCCUGGCCCUCCUUGUCCCCUGACACCUGGGUGUCCUGCCCCAUUUGCGAGCUGCCUUUCAGCAUGGCAGAGGUGGAGCAGCAUGCCAGCACCUGUGGGGCUGAACCCACAAUGCUGGACCCAGCUGUGGUGCAAGGAGCAAGGGGCAGAGACACAGCAGCCCCAGGACGUUUGUGGCAAGGCUGGUGGGAUGGAUGGAGAAGGUGCUUCCAGCCCCUUGGCAGGGUUUGGGGGGAGUUUAAGGGGCCUGAAACACUGUAAUGGCAGGAGUUGCUGCCGGAGAAGAAUAAAUUAAA